ACGACGGCGUCAUUCGUCUAGCUGCGAGGUCGCAAAGUACCAUCGCGAUCGUCAAUGGAAGUCGAAGGUUGAAUAGCGAAGAGCGCUAUGUCGGACGUUUCAAUCCCUAAUUCUCCUUCAUUUCGGUUAAGACCGAACAGGGGUUGGAGUUCUGAAGAGAUUGAACAUCUUAUAACGCUUUGGCGCGAGCACGAAGAGCUGUACGACUUGCGACAUGUCGAUUACCCGAAGCGCGACAGGCGACGCUUGGCGUUUAAACACAUCAGUGAACAACUUGGAAUUACAGUACCAGAAAUAAAGAAAAAAAUGACCAACCUAAGGACAUAUUACACAAAAGAGAUCUGGAAGGAAAGACCUGGUGGCAAGAUGGGUACUGAUGAACCCAGCAAAGAGCCUUACAUUUCCAGGUGGCAACACAUCCAUUCACUAAGUUUUCUCAAAGAAAACUGUGUCGCUUCUACAAAUGAUCAUCCUAUGGUUAGGUCAUAUAGCACCAGCCAGAUGUCCCCUCCUGAGUUCGACAAUGACCAGAAUGAUGACAAUGAAGAGAUAUGGGAGGAAGGAAAAGAUGGUGAGCAAGUUGAGGUUACCGUUCAUGUCAAUGGGCAGAACACAGAGGGUGAAAUAGAGCCAGAAGUCCGUACAGUGCAAACUCCAAUAUCUAGCACACCACUCAACACCCCCUCCUCAACAUCCCAUGGUAGACCAGAAAAGAGGCUCAAAAGAACUGCCGAAAACUUAGAGACAGUAAUUGCAAAACUUCACAAGAAUCCAACUCCAAGUGUUUGUGAAUCAACACUGGAUGUCGCUAAAAAUCCUGACCUAGUAUUUGCAAGUCAUGUAGGCUUGACACUGAUGAACAUAAAAAACCAACGCACAAAGGAGCUGGCAAAGCUAAAAAUCCAACAAGCUUUGUUUGAAGCUCAGUACAGCACACCACCAACUCAAGUUGUAGUCCAGGAACCACAGACCUUGCAGAUACCGGCACCACAGGUCCCCACAACAUUCAAUGGUACUACGUAAAGAGGCACCAAAUCUAUUAGUUUAGGAAUAUUGUAUAUGUCACAGAGAGGGCUAGGGCCUAAUUGUUCUCAUUGUUUAUUCAGUUAUUUAAAAGAAGUUAUACAAGUUUUUAGGAAAGUCCAUGCAGAAUUGUAGCUUGAAGAGGACAGUCUUACUUUAAAUGCUUGUCAAUAUGUUUGUAACAAAAAAUGUAUUUUCAAGACUUUGGAUUCAGCUGAUGUGAGACUGGUGUUUUCUUAUUGUGAAUAUUAGAAUAUCAUAUAAAUCAAUAUUCAUAAAUUAUGUAAGUUUUAAGCAAUUGAUUUGAACCAUUUUUAUUAAGAAAUAAUUGAAAUGUACAUCUAAUUUGUAUCGAUUUUCCUGUAGUAGGUAAUUCAUCACACAUGAAAGCGACAGGGUCUUUAACAUUAGGGCAGUUCAAUUUUAACCACAUGAGAAUAUUAGGCCAUGGAUCAACAAUGUAUUGCGGAAAACCUGCAUCAACGGGGUGCCAAGGAUGUCACGCUAGGCGGCACUUGAGCACAGGGUAUGGGGCUCUCUCUUCAUGCUCUACGAAAAUCCAACACGCUACUUAUUAUGUACAAAGACCUAUCUAAUAAACUCAAAUAUCCAAA
Molecule: messenger RNA, 1637 nt
Organism: Nematostella vectensis (starlet sea anemone)
Lineage: Eukaryota; Metazoa; Cnidaria; Anthozoa; Actiniaria; Edwardsiidae
Exons: 2
Coding region: 88-1023 (311 amino acids)
Biological process (GO): regulation of transcription by RNA polymerase II
Cellular component (GO): nucleus; transcription regulator complex
Source: RefSeq, a predicted model, not a curated record